This is a messenger RNA of Trichosurus vulpecula (common brushtail), 948 nucleotides long. Its product is annotated as protein lifeguard 2-like. Gene Ontology annotation, cellular component: membrane. NCBI's taxonomy places the organism in Eukaryota, Metazoa, Chordata, Mammalia, Diprotodontia, Phalangeridae. The record is from RefSeq and is a predicted model, not a curated record. The transcript has 9 exons. The coding region runs from base 121 to 948 and encodes 275 amino acids.
ACCACUGGCUUAUCUCAGUCAUUCUGUAGAUCUGUGGAGAGCACCUUCUGUUUGGAAAGCGCCAGAGCAGCCCAUGAGACCACGUUAAAGGGCACCUAGACCUAAACACAGUGAGAGAAAAUGUUGAGAUUGGAAACCAGGAUGAUUUUAUGGGCACUAUUAACAAUUGUUCUGAUUGAAUACUCAAGGUGGAUGGCGCAGCAACCUGCUAAUUAUGUGGUCCAGCUGACAAAUGACACUGAUGAACUAGAAAGCAGCACAGACAAAAUGAAUCCAUUCAGCGACAUGACAAUCCGUAAAGAUUUCAUCAGAAAAGUAUUCUUCAUCUUGACAUUUCAGUUGAUGAUAACGUUGGCAUUAAUCUGCUUGUUUGUUUUCUGCAUACCUAUCAAAACGUGGGUGCUCCUGAAUCCCUGGUUCACUUACACUCUCUUCCCUGCACUUUUUGGCCUAAUCAUUACACUAGCUUGCUUUGAAGAUGCCCGUCGUAAAGUGCCAGAGAAUUUCUUUUUACUCUUCAUUUUUACACUUGUGGAAGGUCUACUGCUGGGAGCCGUAUCCGUUUUCUAUCAUGCCGAAGAAGUGAUGUGGGCAAUAGGCGGAACAGCCUUGGUGACCUGGGGCCUCACCUUGUUUGCGCUACAGACAAAAUUCGAUUUUACCAACCACUUUGCGAUUCUCUGGGCUUUAUCCUUCGUGUUAGUCCUCUAUGGAGCGCUUUCUUUCUUUAUGCCCUCCUAUUGGCUCCAUUUGAUAUACGCCGCCCUUGGAACCCUGUUAUUUUCAGGGUACCUGGUGUUGGACACACAGCUUAUGCUGGGAGGGAGCCAUCAGUAUGCCUUGAGUCCUGAGGAAUAUGUCUUUGCUACCCUGAAUCUCUACCUGGAUAUCAUCAAUAUAUUCAUUUUUAUCCUGCAGUUAAUUUCCUCAGAGCGCUAUCCUCCAUAG